This is a messenger RNA of Symbiodinium necroappetens, 705 nucleotides long. The record is from the annotation of a GenBank genome assembly. Lineage: Eukaryota; Dinophyceae; Suessiales; Symbiodiniaceae.
AUGGGGCCGCACGGUCCGUCCUUCAUCGGGCGCGUCGUCCGUGACCCCGUGUCUGCCAAGGUGAAGCUGGUGUACGACGGGCACAACCGGUACGACUUCCAUGCUGUUGAUCUGUGGACACGCCCCGUCGUGGAAGGGAGUGUGGAGAAGCUCAAGAGGGACAAGUACCUCUUCAAGCCGGUACCGAUGCUGUACCGUACCUGGCUGUACCACGAGAGCUAUCGGAACACCCGAAGCCACAACACGACCUCUGACGACUCCGGCGUCAUCCGGCAAAUCCUGAGCAAGGACUGCAUUGAUGCGGACAUCUCGGCUGGCCGCUGGUCGCCCUUGGUCCCCCUACUGCCGGCCGCUUUCUGCUGCGCGCUGACGUGCGACGAGCUCUCGGUGGGAACCGCGGUCCUUCUCGCCUGGCUUAUCCAAAAAGUCGGCAAUGAUUUGAACAAGCCGGAGAGGUACAAAGAGCUCCGCCUGUGGCUCCUGCUGCCCCGCCUGGCUUGGGUUGGCUUCCUCAUCUUCCGGGCUCUCUCCUGGCUCCCGGAGGCUGCAAUCCUGAACAUUGUUGGCCUCGCGGGAACUCUACUCUUUUGCUGCAUCGACUUCCUCUACGGUGACCGAGAGUCCGCGAAUAAGUACCGGCUGAAUUGCAGCUAUGAGGUCGUGAAGGUCUUGCCCAACCGGGUUUUCGUGUGCCGGCGGGUGGGA